This is a messenger RNA of Scaptodrosophila lebanonensis, 2167 nucleotides long. RefSeq names its product box C/D snoRNA protein 1. Lineage: Eukaryota; Metazoa; Arthropoda; Insecta; Diptera; Drosophilidae. Gene Ontology annotation, cellular component: nucleus; pre-snoRNP complex. The record is from RefSeq and is a predicted model, not a curated record. The transcript is spliced from 4 exons. Gene Ontology annotation, biological process: maturation of LSU-rRNA from tricistronic rRNA transcript (SSU-rRNA, 5.8S rRNA, LSU-rRNA); snoRNA localization; box C/D snoRNP assembly. Bases 452 to 1627 code for a protein of 391 amino acids.
GUUUUGCUGCAAGGUGGCAACUUUCCCAAUGUACUCAGACGCAACACAUACAAGCACGUGGUGCACGAAAAUACAUACGCCCACAUGCUGAAACGCUACACUACCAACAACAAAAUAAACAAACUGUACAAGGUGACGACGGCCCAACACGCUGAGUAGCUAGAAAAAUCCAAUUAACCCGCUCAGCCAUGCCUAAAGAAACUCUAGCCAAUUAAUAAACAUCUGCAAAUGUAAAUCGAGGUACACGUCGCGUUUUGUUUCCGUCGCCAUCGCUAGCUUGCGCUAAGUUUCAAUUUCCCCAUCUAUUAUUGCCCGAUACUUACAGAUAUCCGAGCUGAUUAUGCAAUUUUGUGCGUCAGAAAAAUAAUACACAGCCUCCUACUGGGUAAAAAAUACACUAAACACUACAAAUUUUCGACAAACGUGCACCACCGCCUAAACAGCUGUGUUUAUGGAAGAAGAAGAAUGCAAACACAUGGAUUUGAAAUUAGAUGCAAAAACAACAAUGACUGCUGAGAAUAUGUUUGGCAGCCAAGUGGUUGAUGAAUCUGAACUUUCCACAAAUAAAAACAGAACCAUGCGCUUGGGCCUCUGUGAAGUCUGCGCACGCAUCGAAGCGCGCUAUUGUUGCCCUAAAUGUGAGGUGAAGACCUGCUGUUUAGCCUGCGUACAAAUCCACAAGCGCGAACUGAAAUGUGACGGAAUACGAGAUCGUACAAAGUAUUUACCACUUCAUGAGAUGACGGCGCGUGAGUUUAUGAGCGACUACUGCUUCCUGGAGGAGUGUACGCGCUUCACCGAGGAUCGCAAGCGGGACAAGAUCAAGCGCUACACUCGACAACAGGCAAUGGUACCGUUGCCACAGCAUCGCAUGCGUUCGGCAGCUCUAGAGCGUGGUACACGUCUGCAUCUGCUUCUACCCAACUUUACGCGGCACAAGCAGAACACAACCUAUCUGAACUGGAAGUUAAAUCGUUUAUACUGGCGCGUCGAAUGGGUCUUUUUGAAUGCAUCUGUGCCCAGCACUGGUGGUGAUGACGUUGCACCCGCUCGCUUUGUCGACGCACGGUGCGACGAGCAGCAGACACUAGCAGAGCUCUUACUUAAAUAUGUGGAUCUGGAGCAGGAUAUGGCGCGGGAGCAGCACAAGCUUUUGUGCUACUACCAGAGUGCCGGCAUUGCCAAAUUACAUGCUCUACUGCGUGCCGAGGGUGUGCGCAACUGCAGUUCACGCUACUAUGCUCUGGAUAUGCAGAAAACGUUACGAGAGAAUUUGGCGGGCAAGACCGUCAUCGAGUUUCCCACCAUACAUGUGACGUAUGAAGAACAAUUGAUCGGCUAUAACAUCAUUGACAGUGAUGAAGAGGCCGAGGGAGAAGCAAACGAGGCAUCGGAAGCUCCCCAGCCAGGCAAGACAACGUCCAAGCGACAGGUGAAGCACCAAAAGUCAAACAGCUUAGAAGCUAAAAAGGUGAAAACAUCGCAAUCAAUACGAGACAUUGCGGAACUAGAAGCCGCAUUUGAAAAUAACGAUAUGCCCAGCAGUGGCGCCUCUGACACGAACUCAGAUGCCAGUGAUGGGGAGGAGGCUAAAAGUGACCAUGAAACUGCAUUGAAGUUAUUUUGAGGCUCACAUUUGUAUAGUAGAGCCAAACCAAACCUUGUUGGAAUCAGGGAAUCACAAAGGUGUCAAUAAAAAGACAGUUCUGUUGAGUUUUUCAACGAUUCGUAUAAUGGCUAUACCUGUGAUUUCUGAAAUGUCAGCCCUAAGGUCAUAUACAUAUAAAAGGAUAUAUGUCACUUGGAUAUAGUUUUCCAAAAUUCCUUUACACUUAGGUACUAGAAAUUAUUUCAAUACUGUAACAAGAUGUGUGAAAAUUACGAUAUUUACGAUGCUGUUUCUUUAUAUAGUCAACUACUUUUUAUUAUAAGAAAAUGCGUUUAAAUAUAUUUGAAGGAAAGUUACCACAAAAGUGUAGUAAAUUUGUUCACCACCAUCAUUAUAUUUCUAUAUUAAUGAAUCGGUGCUGAUGAGAUAUAACCAUGUAGCCAUUGGUUGGGAAUUGGCAGGCUCAUAUCAAAAUAAUCUUUUUAAUGAGUUUAACUGGAAGCAGAAUUUUUUAUAAAAUAAUUGUAGGGUCAUCUCCUAAUAUUAUUAUAUGAGAAA